Musa acuminata subsp. malaccensis (wild Malaysian banana) is the source of this 1084-nucleotide messenger RNA. Lineage: Eukaryota; Viridiplantae; Streptophyta; Magnoliopsida; Zingiberales; Musaceae. The record is from RefSeq and is a predicted model, not a curated record.
CGACAUCUCGUCCUCUUCCUCUCGAUUUCGUCGUCCUCCUCCUGUCUUCUUCCUCUCGUUCGUUAUAAUUGGAGAUCUCCAAGGAGCGAAAGCCCCCAUUUUACUCUCCGAUCGGCCAUGGCGCCGCGGCUGUUCGCGUGCUUCGGCCGUGGCCGCGGACGGGCGACCUCCUCGUCCGAAUCACCGGAAGCGAACGCGACGGUGGACCAGAAUGUGGAGGAGCAGCGGCGGAUGGGCCCCGUGCUGGUGGAGCUGUUCUCGUCGCAGGGGUGCGGAACCUCCCCAGAGGCCGAGGCGGUGGCCAUGCAGCUGGGCCGCGGGGAGCUCGUGGGCGACCUACCGCCGGUGGCGGUGUUGGGGUUCCACGUGGAGUACUGGGACUACCGGGGGUGGAAGGACCCCUUCGGCUCCAGCAUUUGGACCGUGCGCCAGAAGGCCUACGUCGACGCGUUGCACCUCGACACCCUGUACACUCCGCAGGUGGUGGUCAGCGGCCGCGCCCAGUGCGUCGGCACCGACCUCGACGCCAUUUCGGCCGCCCUCCAAUCCGUCCCCAGGUUCCCCUCACCCACCAUGCAGGCGACGUUCCAAAAGCCAGCGCCCGACACACUGCAGGUGUCCUUCACAGGGGCGUUGCGGAGCAAGGUGGUCGGACGCGCCGACGUGAUGGUAGCACUCUACGAGAGCGGCCUCGUCACCGAGUGCGACAAGGGUGAGAACAAGGGCCGCGUUCUCACCAAUAACUACGUAGUCCGACGUCUCGAGAAGCUCGUUUCCGUCAAGGGCAUCUCGCCAAAUAAGAACCUCUCUGCUUCUCUCCAGUUCACCCUCUGGGAUGGCUUCAACUCUGCAACAUGCGGCCUCCUCCUCUUCGUUCAGAAUGCCUCCCUCCAAACUUUUGGCGUGCAACAGUUCCAAAUCCCAGAAGACACCCUCUGAUAUAUAUAUAUAUAUAUAUAUCCGUUCCUUGUUGAUCCAUGCCUUGUCGAUCCAUGUAGUCAUGUAGUAAGUGAAGACCAUGACCAUUCCUCGAAUAAAAAGCUCGAUGUUUGUGUUGUGUUAGGAUGACAUUGACUGCAGGUCA